UGUUCCGGGGUCUCCAAGUGUGACCAAGCCCUUCCUUGGAGAAAGUGCCCCCAAAGGGGAUGCCAGGCUCUUAGCUUCAGCCUCCAAGUCUUCUUCGGAGAGGGCUGCGCUCACCGGUCCUCCUCCUAUCAAUGCGUGGAAAAGGAGGAGAAGGAGGAGGUGUGGAUGUGUGUGCAUCCAUAUAUAUAUAAGGGCCCACGCUGACAGCCACACAGUGCAAAAAAGCUCCGGCGUUGGAAGGAUAUCUUGGGACUCGAAGUGCACAGGCAGCCUUUUGAGAGCGGCACCAUGUGGAUCCUCCUGCGGAGCUCCUUGUUGUUUCUCGCUUUCGCCUAUGCACUCAGCAGUGACUGCCGGAAGGACUGCCUCAGCUGCCACAGACAUUUGUACAGCCACCAGGAUGAUUUCAGCCUCCUUAUCUGUGUCAUGGAGUGUGAGAAGAAGCUGUUGUCCAGAGCCACUUGGGAUCUCUGCCACAAAGCGAUCAGUAGGAAGCCUUCUUCUUUGCUGCUGGGCUUUGAAGGCCUAGAUGACGAAGUCACCUGGCCUUUCGAGUUUUGGGACAUCGACUCGCCAAGAGGCCGAGGCACCCUGAAACGCUUCGGUGACUUCCCCCGGGCAGUUGAAGAUGAGAAACAAGUCAUGCGUCGGCCAGAUUUGGAAGACGGGCCAAACCACAGCAGCCAACCAGAUCUCUUAGGGGACCUCCUGAGUGAUCCGGGCGUGCAAGACCUCCAGAAGCGUUUCGGGGGGUUCAUCGGGGUUCGGAAGUCAGCUCGGAAGUGGCACAACCAGAAACGGUUCAGCGAGUUCCUGAAGCAAUACCUGGGGAUGUCCCCGCGUUCGGUGGAGUACGAUGGCUUGGCCGAUGGUGACCUGAAGGAACAGAACGAGAUCUAGGCCCACACGGACUUUCCUUCGGGUUGUCGCUCCCCUUUAUUUCUCGUACCACCAACACAUCGUGAAUUGGUUGCCGGCCUGCCGUGGCCCAAGGGACCAACCCCGUUCCAACCCACAGUGUCCAAAAAGAAACAAAAUCCAUAACCCAUUGAAAGGAAAGUCCAGCUGCUCUUCAGAAAGAAGCAACUCAAAAUUGCUUCAAGUGAUAAUCAUUCUUUUCCAUCAUUACAACCCAACCUAUAUACAGAUUAUAUUCUA
Anolis sagrei ordinatus is the source of this 1158-nucleotide messenger RNA. It is a transcript of the gene PNOC, whose product is annotated as prepronociceptin. Gene Ontology annotation, cellular component: axon terminus; plasma membrane; dendrite. Gene Ontology annotation, biological process: chemical synaptic transmission; neuropeptide signaling pathway; sensory perception. The record is from RefSeq and is a predicted model, not a curated record. Gene Ontology annotation, molecular function: opioid receptor binding. NCBI's taxonomy places the organism in Eukaryota, Metazoa, Chordata, Lepidosauria, Squamata, Anolidae.